AUGGAAAAUACCCCAGAGAAGCUGAAGCAGCGACAUGAGAACGUGUUGGAUUUGCUAAAAUGCACAGACCAUAGCAUUGACUUUUUCAAGGGCGACGAAGGGAAGGAAGGAGAACAUGAGCGGGGGGAGCCGUAUCAAAAUAUGCAAACAAACUGGCCAUGGAAGGACCCUGUUGAAGAUUGCGCUGCUUUGCGAUUCAGCAGGGGAAUCGCAAGCAUGACAGAAAAUCUAAAUGCCCUAUUGAACAUCACGGCGCGUCAAAAGUGUGUUUUGGGAUUCUCUCUGGAUUCUUCGACACAAGAGACAACAAUUCCCAUGGAAGAAACUCCAGAGGGAUUGAUGACAAGUUUGGUGAAGAGCCGACCUACGUUUAUGUGCUCCUCAGGCGCAACGAGUACGUCGGCUGAAGGCCCAAGCCCAGUGCAGCUGAAUGACGCCGCAGCGUGGAAACAUAUGGGGGAGAUGGAGCUCGCGUUCCGUAGGAGUCUUCGGAAGGAAACAGAAUUGAAACGAAAGCUGAUAGAAACUGAGGUUCGUGAUGGCUUAUCCUACCAGAAGGUUGUUUCAGAGCGAGAAGAACUCCGUCGUCUGCUGUCUGAAACAGAGGACGAGAUUGAAGAUUUGAAGUAUGCGCAUGAGCAGAAGGUUCGCCUUCUUAAAGAGGAGCUUGAUACACAUCAGGAUAUGACGAUACGACUACAGGAAGCGGAGAAUGCCCGGCACCUGGAAUCUGCUUUUGCAAGUGAGCGAAUUUCUCAGUAUGAACGGGAAAUAAUGCUACUGCGCAGGUUGCUAGCUGAUUCAACAGAUAAGGAGUGUUUCCGACAAAGGGAAAAAGAAAGUGCUGAAGAAAGUGGUGGGACACAGAUUAAGUCCCUCGAGGAGGCGCUGACGGCAGCGACAAGAAUGAACACUGUUCUGUUAGGAAAUGCGGAGAAACGUGACAUGGCGCACAAGAAUGCCCUCAAAGAGAUUGACAACCUUGGAAGAAGGAUUGUGGGGCUACAGGACGAAGUCUCAUGCCAAAAAGAGGCUUACGAGGAAAAAAUUGAGGCGAUGGAAGCAGAACUCGUUUCCUUGAGGCCGUUCGUUGAACGUGCUAAUGUGGCCGAGAAAAAACUGCUUGAGUACGCCCAGCGUAAACAUAUGACGGUGAAUAAUGAAGAAGAGGUGAAAAGGCUUCGAGUGGCGCUGAGGGAUGCUAAUAACCUUGCACUUACCCUCAAACGAGAAUAUGCAACGCUUGCAACCAGUGUGCAGUCGAUCCGAAGAAUUGGACAAGAUGCGUACACUCAGUGUGACGCAAUACCACGUUGUGAUGCCAGCGUGAACACUUCUGGCGGUGCUGAUUGUUUGGAGCACACCUCAUGUAUAAUUGGAUUGACACGCGAGGUUGAGCGGCUGACGAGUGAAUGCGUGGCCCUACGUGAGAGGUUAGAAGCCCUAAAACAGGCGCAUAGUAUCGAAACGGAUUUCUUGUCCGCAGGACUCUUGCAGGCCGAAUCCAAUCGUUUAGCGUACCUGCCGCAGGGGAGCGCAUGUGCGCCGAGACAUGAACCUCGGGCAAUGAGUGAUGUAGCCACACAAACAGUGUUGGUCGACGAAAGUGUUAUUGUUUUUCCGGGACAGAAGAUUGCAGAAACAGAAAAGGGAUGCAUGGAUGGGUUGCAGCCCCCCAUUGUGGUAGUUCUUUCCCCCAGAGUGAAGGACACACAUGAAGACACAGAAUCUUCGUCUUUGCACGAAAUUAGUUUAGCAGAGCUCAAUGAAAAAUCAUUUCGUAGCGCGACCGAAGAGCCGGUUACAGCCUCAGUUUUGUGGGCAUCGUUAUCGUAG
This is a messenger RNA of Trypanosoma grayi, 1836 nucleotides long. RefSeq lists its product as hypothetical. Lineage: Eukaryota; Euglenozoa; Kinetoplastea; Trypanosomatida; Trypanosomatidae. The transcript has a single exon. The record is from RefSeq and is a predicted model, not a curated record. Bases 1 to 1836 code for a protein of 611 amino acids.